Messenger RNA from Pichia membranifaciens NRRL Y-2026, 369 nucleotides. RefSeq lists its product as hypothetical. Lineage: Eukaryota; Fungi; Ascomycota; Pichiomycetes; Pichiales; Pichiaceae. The transcript has 2 exons. Bases 1 to 369 code for a protein of 122 amino acids. The record is from RefSeq and is a predicted model, not a curated record. Gene Ontology annotation, cellular component: vacuolar transporter chaperone complex; fungal-type vacuole membrane.
AUGUCAUCAGCACCACUAUUACAGACAACCCCCGGUAAGAGAAUUGCCCUGCCUACCCGUGUCGAGCCGAAGGUGUUCUUUGCCAACGAGAGAACGUUCCUCUCGUGGUUGAACUUCACCGUCAUUCUCGGCUCGCUUGCCAUUGGGUUGCUCAACUUCGGCGACAAGGUUGGCCGGAUCUCCGCGUCGCUGUUCACGCUCCUUGCGAUGGGCACGAUGGUCUACGCGUUGAUCACCUACCACUGGAGAGCCAACGCCAUCAGAAGAAGGGGCUCGGGUCCCUACGACGACCGCUUUGGGCCAACCAUGCUCUGCUUCUUCCUCUUGAUUGCCGUCAUCGUCAACUUCAUCUUGAGGAUCAGAGCGUGA